AUGAACCUUGAAUUGCAAUACGGUGAACUGUCAAACGACGAGGACUUCGUUAAUAAAUGUGAAGAUCUUAAAAUGAAUUUAAUUGAAGUGCAGAAGGUCUUGGAUCAACUGUUACCUCUCAAAGCGCAAUACGACAAGAUGUCACUUCCAGCUCAAAUUGAACUGGAUCUUUUCCUCUUAUUUGCUUUAAAUUCACUUCAUUGGAUAAAUUUGCGAAUACAAGGGGUGGAUCCUACUACUCAUCCUAUUAAAGAUGAACUUCAGAGAAUAAAAGCAACCAUGGCGAAAUGGCAGCAGGUGAAGGACCGCAAAAAAAGACCCACAUUGGAUAUUGAAGCAACUAAAAGAUUCGUCAGAAGUGGCUUAUACGAUCCGCACAAAGAAACUGCAAAACCGCCAAAUAAGAUAUUCAAAUAUGAUAAU
Messenger RNA from Iphiclides podalirius (scarce swallowtail), 423 nucleotides. Lineage: Eukaryota; Metazoa; Arthropoda; Insecta; Lepidoptera; Papilionidae. The record is from the annotation of a GenBank genome assembly.